AUUGUGUCUGUGGCGAGGCGUUGGGAGGGCCUAGGUUGGUGUGCGGUGCCCUUCGACCGGGUUGAGCCCGGGAGUCAGCCGUGCUUGGUUGCUCGGUGUCCCCAGGCCACUCCGGAGACUCACGUACUAGUGCAGAGACCAAGAGAAAACUGCCGCUAGGACAGAAGCACGGUCUGGCCCUGCUGGACCCCAGCAGCUCCCCGAGUCUGAAUGAUGACUGCUGAGUCAAGGGAAGCCACGGGUCUGUCCCCACAGGCUGCACAGGAGAAGGACGGGAUUGUUAUUGUGAAGGUGGAAGAAGAAGAUGAAGAAGAACACAUGUGGGGGCAGGACUCCAGCCUGCAGGAAACACCCCCACACGACCCAGAGGUAUUCCGCCAGCAGUUCAGGCGUUUCUGUUACCAGAACACUUUUGGGCCUCGAGAAGCGCUGAAUCGUCUGAAGGAACUUUGUCAUCAAUGGCUUCGACCUGAAGUCAACACCAAGGAGCAGAUCCUGGAGCUGUUGGUGCUGGAGCAGUUCCUGUCCAUCCUGCCCAAAGAGCUGCAAGUCUGGCUGCAGGAGUACCGGCCCGACAGCGGAGAGGAGGCUGUGACUCUUCUGGAAGACUUGGAGCUUGAUAUUUCGGGACAGCAGGUCCCGGGUCAAGUUCAUGGGCCUGAGAUGCUUGCCAGGGGAAUGGUGCCUCUGGAUCCGGUUCAGGAGUCCUCAAGCUUUGGCCGCCAUGAAGCUACCCACCCUCAUUUCAAGCAUUCAUCUCGGAAGCCUCGCCUCCUGCCAUCCCGAGGUUCUGAAAACAGGAAUGGGAAUGAGUCAACCCCAAAGGCUGAAGUCAAAGAAGAUUCCACCUCACAUGGGGAGACAGCAGGAAGAUUUCAGAAAGAAUUUGGAGAGAAACGUGAACAGCAGGGCAGAGUAGUCGAAAGGCAGCAGAGAAACCCUGAAGAAAAAACUGGCAAAGAGAAGAAAGAGCCUGGGCCACCUACAGCCAAGGAAAAGAAGCCCUCUGCAGGAGAGAGGGGCCCAAGGGAGAAGGGCAAAGGUCUGGGAAGAAGCUUCAGUCUGAGUGCAAACUUCAAUAAUACCCCCGAAGAGCUUCCGUCGGGGGCAAAGACGCAUAGGUGUGAUGAGUGUGGGAAAUGCUUCACAAGAAGCUCCAGCCUUAUCCGCCAUAAAAUCAUCCACACUGGAGAGAAGCCCUACGAAUGUAACGAGUGUGGCAAAGCCUUCAGUCUCAAUUCAAACCUUGUCCUACAUCAGCGAAUCCACACAGGAGAGAAACCUCAUGAAUGUAACGAGUGUGGCAAAGCCUUCAGUCAUAGCUCAAAUCUCAUCCUGCACCAGCGCAUCCACUCUGGAGAGAAACCCUACGAAUGUAACGAGUGUGGCAAAGCCUUCAGCCAGAGUUCAGACCUCACGAAGCACCAGAGAAUCCACACAGGGGAGAAGCCCUAUGAAUGUAGUGAAUGUGGAAAAGCUUUCAACCGAAACUCAUACCUUAUUUUGCACCGGAGAAUUCACACUCGAGAAAAGCCCUACAAGUGCACUAAGUGCGGCAAGGCCUUCACGCGGAGCUCAACCCUCACACUGCACCAUAGGAUCCAUGCCCGAGAGAGAGCCUCGGAGUACAGCCCGGCCUCCCUGGAUGCUUUUGGAGCAUUCCUGAAAAGCUGUGUGUAAAGCAAUAGUGGACCAUCAAACCAUUUCCCCCCUUUUGUUUCUGAAAUUACGUCAGAUAUAUGUGCCCAUCAAGGGAAAAGUCAUAACACCAUCUAAUUGUUUGAGAAGUCACACUUAAGGAUCCUUAAGAGUUACAUUGACAGUGUUCUGCCUUUAGGUGGUCUGUAGACAUGUAAUUCUUACAGUCCUUGCAAGGGAGAGCUAAUCAUAUGUAUAUCUUCAGUAUAUCUCCACACAAGAUAAAAGCACACACAGUAAAAUGCCAAGCUUUCCAGUAAUGGGUAUACAAAUCAAGACCGGCUCUGUGUAUAUUAACUGAAGUUAAGAAGCCACUUGCUGCCAACAAACCCUACUUGGACAACCUAUAUUUCUCAAUGAAGAGAGACAGUUAAUACAAAAACUACAUUGGGACAUGCUGUUCAAGCAAGUUAUAUAUCCAGAAAGUUGUAUAUCUGAUCACUGGUAGCCUGCCAAAGCUAUAGAAACCUAGGACUGUGCUGAUCAGAAUCAAACCAAAGAUGAUUUCUGUCUCUCUGAAAGAGAGGGUGUAUGCACCACUUUGUAGUUCUAAGGACUGUAAACGGGUGGCUCUGCCAUCAUCGGCGUGCUCAGUGCUACUGAGAUAGCAACAAUUCAAGACUUCUCUCCCUCCUCAACAUCCCUGAAGCACUCUAGCACUCCUCAGAGCACUCUCCACGCCUCGACACUUGACUACAUGCCAUCUUUCAAUCCUUCACCAUUCAGUGUAUGGAGCUUUUACCACCACCACCCCCCCAAGAAAAGAUGCUUCAGUUGUCAAGAAAUACAGUUAUAUUCCUGACCACACAACACUGGAUGUAGUACUAACACACCCAAGGCACUCCAUAUGACAGACUUCCAACAGGACUGUCAUGUUGUGGGAGAGCUGUGAAUCGCGAGUACCUGAAAUAUGGUACCCUCAGAGCUAUAGGCCGUGCUCUAAGUUAUUCUAGGGUCAAUGUAAUUUUUGUCCUAAAUAUAAGCAAAAGCUUGCUUAGCUGUCUGCAGAGACUCUGUAAACAUGGAUCAGUAAGUAAAUAACCACAGAAUGUCAAAAAAAAUGACUUUUGUUGUCCACUUACAGAAGAAAAAUAUGAACACUAUAAAGUUUUUGUUUGUGUGACAUAUUUCACGCAAAGCUCUUAUUCUUGGCCAGAAAUAUUUUCGGUCAGCUGCUGAAUGGUUUGUCUUUUGAGCACUUGCUGAGUUGUUCAAAACUUAACUAACAUUCUUCAAAAUAUGUGAUGGGCUUUUGUUUUUAUUGUUCCUUUAUUUGUUUUUGUUUUUAAUUCUCAGAAAAAGGGAAAGUUAAAGGGAGCAUCUUUUCCACAUUUGGCCAGACACUUGCAGAAGCAUCUGUGGUUACUAGCUGACAGUGGCUGAAGAUACCCUCUUGCUCUGAGAAGUUCACCACCACAUGGUGGUGUGGUUGGUUGUGUCAUUGUGUUUAAUAGCACACAGCGUCGUUUUGAUCUCUCAUGAAAGAAUGAAGUGAGGUUAGGGGACGUUAGCCUUUCCUGAGAUCUCUGCAGGUGGCUUCCCAGAAGCUCUUGAUCAAGACUUAACACAUACACGAGACCCAAGUCUGGACUACAUAGGUGUCAGGCACUUGAACAAACUGCUCUUUUCAUGAAAGUGUGGAGAUCCCUGCAGAACCCUAGAAACAUAAGCUAAAAAGACAAACUUAAAGACUGUUGGCGUGAACACCCCGCAUACGGUUUAAGAUUUCCUCUCAAGAAACAACUAAAACCAUCUUGUACCAUUUGUUUGCUGAUGAGCAGCAAAAGUCCAUGAGACACAAUAGUGGGUCUCAUCAAGUUGGUGCCUGUGUGACCUCAGCUCCAGGUCAAACUAGAAUCCUACAAGCAAUCAUUAUCUGGUCCCUCUUUGACUUUAUUUCUUAGACCAGUCACACUUCAGUGAUGGUGUCUAAACUGUUUCCACAGUGCUGCCUGUGAGUGUGUCUGUCCACCCAACAGAAAAGCAGCAGACAUGCUGGUUCACUGGUUCACUCUGGAGUGAGGCAGAGAUGGAAAUGCUUUAAGGUUCUUCCUAAGGAAUGAGUCAUGGUGAUGGUGGGCCUUUUUGAGAACUCUAGCUUGCUAAAACAACUGAAAAAAGAGGUUCAGUACUCCGGGAGCCCAUCCGGACACUGGUUUUGAGCCCAAGAAAGGGCUUUGGUCAUUUCCCUGUUGGCCACUUAUACACAGACAUACACAACUACAUGCUGAUGUACUUCGACCAUCAACCUAGGGUCUUGUUUUUAAGUUAAAUUAAGACAGACCUGUUCCCCUCCCCCACCCCUCAUUCCCAUUUUAUUGGGACAUCUUACUAUUAGAUAGUUACUGGAGUGGCUUCAAAGCUAGCUACCACAGAUGCACUCCUGGAGGCAGCCAGUUGAAGAUGUAUUUUAUUUAGAAAGCAGGCUAUAGAUGGUUAUCAGAACAUCGUAGAUGCUCCACACAGUAUGUCUGUGUCACGAUUCAGAAGGCUGACACCUGUAGUGUUGAGGAUGGAUGUUCCAACUUAAGUGCUCGCUAAUUAACCAUUGGCAUGCUAGUUGAAGACUUUUUAAGUGAAAUUUAACCUUAUGACAAAAGUCAAAGUUGCGGACUUUCUACUUCAGCCUGGUAGGCAAGGCCAAGCAUAGAUGUGUGAGACAACUUGGUAUGCAAAGCACUUGAUGUUAAAGGCAUAAACAUGAGACCGCUCAAUGUGUGUAGAGAGACUGUUGAGUAUGUGGGGCAGUCCACACCUUAACAUACAUCAGAAAUAUACUCCAGAAUGGGACCUAGUCUGAGUGUGGUGUUUGGCAAAGCUUACACUGUAAAUAAACUCUUAAUGUCUGUGAGGCCAACUUCAUA
Microtus ochrogaster (prairie vole) is the source of this 4562-nucleotide messenger RNA. RefSeq names its product zinc finger with KRAB and SCAN domains 1 (gene Zkscan1). Gene Ontology annotation, molecular function: RNA polymerase II cis-regulatory region sequence-specific DNA binding; DNA-binding transcription factor activity, RNA polymerase II-specific. Lineage: Eukaryota; Metazoa; Chordata; Mammalia; Rodentia; Cricetidae. Gene Ontology annotation, biological process: regulation of transcription by RNA polymerase II. The record is from RefSeq and is a predicted model, not a curated record. Gene Ontology annotation, cellular component: transcription regulator complex; chromatin; PcG protein complex.